AUGAGUAUCGACUCUUGUGUUAGUUUUGGCGUCUAUAAUACCCCUCCAUCAGUAUCAUAUACCGCUUAUCAAGAUCUUCAAGACACAUCUGCAAACGCUGGAACUCUAGUCACUGAAAACUAUGUUAUUUUAAAUUUACUUGGUUCGGGUGGGUUUGCUUCGGUUUACAAGGCUGAAUCCAAGCAAGAUCAAGAUCUUUAUGCUAUCAAAGUCAUGCUACGCGUUCACAAAACAUACGAUUUUAUGAACAUUAUCGUACAGAUUCAAAUUAUCAUCUUAUUCUUGAAUUAG
Messenger RNA from Melampsora larici-populina 98AG31, 291 nucleotides. RefSeq lists its product as uncharacterized. Gene Ontology annotation, molecular function: ATP binding; protein kinase activity. Bases 1 to 291 code for a protein of 96 amino acids. Gene Ontology annotation, biological process: protein phosphorylation. NCBI's taxonomy places the organism in Eukaryota, Fungi, Basidiomycota, Pucciniomycetes, Pucciniales, Melampsoraceae. The record is from RefSeq and is a predicted model, not a curated record. The transcript is spliced from 2 exons.